Molecule: messenger RNA, 3569 nt
Organism: Suricata suricatta (meerkat)
Lineage: Eukaryota; Metazoa; Chordata; Mammalia; Carnivora; Herpestidae
Gene: SLC9A9
Product: solute carrier family 9 member A9
Exons: 16
Coding region: 159-2090 (643 amino acids)
Biological process (GO): proton transmembrane transport; regulation of pH; sodium ion transport
Cellular component (GO): membrane; recycling endosome
Molecular function (GO): sodium:proton antiporter activity
Source: RefSeq, a predicted model, not a curated record
CAUCUGAAUACUAAGCUAAGGCAGAACGCUCAUGAAGUAGCAACUUAAGUGGCAGUGUUUAUUCUGAAAUCUUCAGGCAGCUAGAUUGUUUCAGGCAAAUCUGGAUAAAAUAGUCCUUAUCCAGGUUUUCAUCUAAGGAAUUGCGAGAAGACCAGGGAAUGGAGAGACCGCAAAGGUUUAUGUCAGAGAAAGAUGAGUAUCAGUUUCAACAUCAGGGAGCGGUGGAGCUGCUUGUCUUUAAUUUUUUGCUCAUCCUUACCAUUUUGACAAUCUGGUUAUUUAAAAAUCAUCGAUUUCGCUUCUUGCAUGAAACCGGAGGAGCAAUGGUGUAUGGCCUCAUAAUGGGAUUAAUCUUACGAUAUGCUACAGCACCAACUGAUAUCGAAAGUGGAACUGUGUAUAGUUGUGGAAAACUGGCCAUUAGUCCAUCAACUCUGCUGAUUAAUAUCACUGACCAAGUUUAUGAAUAUAAAUACAAGAGAGAAAUAAGCCAACAUAACAUCAAUCCUCACCAAGGCAAUGCUAUACUUGAAAAGAUGACAUUUGAUCCAGAAAUCUUCUUCAAUGUUUUACUGCCACCAAUUAUAUUUCAUGCAGGAUAUAGCCUGAAGAAGAGACACUUUUUUCAAAACUUGGGAUCUAUUUUAACAUACGCCUUCUUGGGAACUGCCAUCUCCUGUAUCGUCAUAGGGUUAAUUAUGUAUGGCUUUGUGAAAGCUAUGGUACAUGCUGGCCAGUUGAAAAAUGGAGACUUCCAUUUCACCGACUGUUUGUUUUUUGGUUCACUGAUGUCUGCAACAGAUCCAGUGACGGUGCUGGCCAUUUUCCAUGAACUGCACGUCGACCCCGACCUAUACACACUCCUGUUUGGGGAGAGUGUGUUGAAUGAUGCAGUGGCCAUUGUCCUCACAUAUUCUAUAUCCAUUUACAGUCCCAAGGAGAAUCCAAAUGCGUUUGAUGCUGCAGCAUUCUUCCAGUCCGUGGGGAAUUUCCUGGGGAUCUUCGCUGGCUCGUUUGCAAUGGGGUCUGCGUAUGCUGUUGUCACGGCACUGUUGACCAAAUUUACCAAGCUGUGUGAGUUCCCUAUGCUGGAAACAGGCCUGUUUUUCCUCCUGUCUUGGAGUGCCUUCCUGUCUGCUGAGGCUGCCGGCCUGACAGGAAUAGUCGCUGUUCUCUUCUGUGGAGUCACCCAGGCACAUUAUACCUAUAACAAUCUGUCGUUGGAUUCCAAAACGAGGACUAAACAGUUGUUUGAAUUUAUGAACUUCUUGGCCGAGAAUGUCAUCUUCUGUUACAUGGGCCUGGCACUGUUCACGUUCCAGAAUCAUAUCUUUAAUGUUCUUUUUAUACUCGGAGCCUUUCUGGCAAUUUUUCUGGCCAGAGCCUGCAACAUAUACCCCCUCUCCUUCCUCCUGAAUCUGGGCCGAAAACAGAAGAUCCCCUGGAAUUUUCAGCACAUGAUGAUGUUUUCAGGUUUGCGAGGAGCAAUAGCAUUUGCCUUAGCUAUUCGGAACACAGAAUCUCAGCCCAAACAAAUGAUGUUUACCACCACACUGCUCCUUGUGUUCUUCACAGUCUGGGUAUUUGGAGGAGGAACAACCCCCAUGCUGACUUGGCUUCAGAUCAGAGUUGGUGUGGAUCUGGAUGAAGAUCUGAAGGAGCCCACCUCACACCAGGAAGCAAAUAACUUGGAUAAAAACACAACCAAAACAGAGAGUGCUUGGCUCUUCAGAAUGUGGUACAGCUUUGACCACAAAUACCUGAAACCAAUUUUAACCCACUCUGGUCCUCCGCUGACCACCACAUUACCUGAAUGGUGCGGGCCAAUUUCCCGGCUGCUCACCAGUCCUCAGGCCUAUGGGGAGGAGCUAAAAGAGGAAGACGUAGAAUGCAUCGUGAAUCAGGACGAACUGGCCAUGAGUUACCAGGAGCAAGCCACCUCGCCCCACAGUCCUCCUGCAGGGCUGGGUCUGGACCAGAAAGCGUCACCGCAGACUCCAAGCAAAGACAACCUUUACGAGGGGGACCUCGGCCUAGGAGGCUACGAACUCAAGCUUGAGCAGACUCUGGGUCAGUCCCCACUGAAUUAAUGGUGGACAGUGCAGACAUGAUCACAAGUAAGGCAAGGCUCACCGAGAGAUUCACGUCAAGCUGGGGAGGCGGUGUAGGGAAGGGAGGCUGGAAGGUACAGGAAGAGCAUCAAUUGGAGAGAACCAAAACCUUGUCACAAGUAUCCUCCAGUGCCUAAAGAAAUGAGAAUUUAUUAUCGCCCCUCUAUAUCAUGCAACUGAAUUUAAGUUUUUGACAGCAGCCAUUUUUAUUAGAGACCUUGGUGGGGUGGGAAGGGCAGAGAGGCCAGGGAGGCAGGAGGCCCGCUGCUGUGAGGGAGGAACGGACGCACUUGUGUCUGAGGGUGUUUCCUGUCGGCAUGCAGCUCUCCAGGCCCUUCGCUUCGAUUCUGGAUUUCAUUCCCCUCAUUAGGGAGAGUUUAAGAACAAGAAACAAAAGUUUCUGAGGAUAAACAUGUGGCUCCUAAGCUGAAGGGAUGCCCAGUUAUUUAGUACCGGAUCAUUUGUAUGUUAUAAAGACCUAGACUCCCACGUGCCCUUAAUGACUUGAGGCCUAUUUGCAAAGCCCAGACAAGGGACGGACACCACUGCUGAUGGCCUCACAGAAGCCGUGCCGUGUGGCGACCCACUGUUCUUGUGGGCAUUCUUGUCAAGCUGCUUCUCCCACAGAAUGAAUGAAGGGGUCACUUCCAGCUGGGCGUACCUGCACUAAAUGUAGUGCUUUCCAGCUUGGUAGGACCCCUUCCAGGGAGAGCGGUUUUCUUUUCCCCCAUCCUGUAUUUUACCUGAAGAAUAAGCCUUUCCCAUCCUCACUUGCAUCCGAGUCACUCCUCGGCCCUGUGACAGGUCCCCUCUGUAUGCGGGGUUAUGAGGGUCCACAGCACAGGCUGUUCUCCACGUGGCGGGAGUCAGUGCAGCAGUCAUGGCCCGUCCUCCAAUCCCAACCCCCACAGCGGGUCAGCAAGAGCAGAAGCUGGAGGAGCAGAGCCCAUGAUGCGUAGACUGUACUGAAGCCUCAAGAACGCAGCCUGGGGACUCCCCUUAGAGAUACGGCUCGUCACCCAUGACAGAGAGAACGACACAAUAGCUUUUAAUUCAGCUGCAUGAUCUGUGCCUUUUAAGCCAUAAAGAUACCUCAAGCCUAGCUUCUCUUGAAAUACAGAUGUUAAUAUCAGACUCCAAAAAAGCAGGCUCUACUCUUAGGUGCCCCGGCUAUGAUGGGUCUGCUCCGGAAGGAGGCAGGGAGUGGUGUCUUCCUCAGGCCCAGAGCUCGGAAAUCACAUACGCUUUGCUAACCAGUCGUUAGGCUGUUAACCAUGGUGGUGUCAGGCACACUGCUACGUACACUGAUUUUCCUACUUUCCAAACAGCAGGGUCCAGGGGCACAAAUUGUUUUCUACUCAGCUAAAUAUAGUCUGGUCAUUCCAGGUAAACAUGGCAAAUGGCAAAGCAUGGAGUUUUCUAUUUGACCUAAUCCUAAUAAACUUUUGUUAUAAAGUA